CACUUCCGUCUGUCCUGGGAUUUUUGUUACUGGGGAUCACAGUUCAACAGAACCUACCUCAUUUUAUUUAAGGAGAGCAGUAUGUUGGCGUGGGUGUUGUCAGGGUGAGUGAACGGCCCUGAGCUUUGGCCAGAGAGCAGUUAUCAGAAACUGGCGCCAGCGGAGCAGGGGAGCAGGAGUUGCUGGCAAGGGAAUGGGAGGAGAGGAGCUGUGCAGUGUGAACACCUCAUGCUAAACUCAGUGGCAUUAAACAUAGGAGAGAAAGGGAUUAUCUGAGAAUCUGGUUGCAACAAACUUAAUUGCUGUUUGGAAAAAAAAAAGUUUGUGUUAUUGACCUGGAACCAGUGCUGGCUUUUAACAAUAGAACUGAUGUUAUGUGUAGUAUUUGACUUUGUUUUGGGUUUAUGGCCUGUUGUCAGUGUUCCAUUGCAAUUAAUUACAGCCUAGCAAUUCACAUGGAUUUCACAGCUAGGCCCUGCCUGAGGUCGUGCUUCCCUACCAGUCACCUAGCUUGUGAGAGCAGGAACUGUGGUGCACAGCAGUUUCUCAUCCGGGGUAAGUGGAUCGUUCUGGGACACCCAGCAAUAGUCCAGUCACAUGUAUUUCUGCAGCUUUGCAGACAUUACAAAUUACACGUAGUAACAUGUUGCUCGAGGUGAGCAGCCCGUUGUCGGUGCAGCCAAAGAGUGGCACUGCAGCAGAGCUCAUCACUCCUCGUUAGUAUAGUGGUGAGUAUCCCCGCCUGUCACGCGGGAGACCGGGGUUCGAUUCCCCGACGGGGAGAGUGCGUUGUUUUGCUGCGUGUGUGGGGAAGGAUCGCACUAUUCGAAGUCAACAAAUCUGUUGCGCUGCAGUGCGAUCUGAUGGCGCUCGGGGCACUGCUGGGCGAGCGGCGCUGCUGUUCUGCAGUAACGUCUGCAGCACGUGGCAGCCCUGAGGACAGGACACAAAAUGCUCCAGCUCGCAGCUUCUGCACGACUGCCAUCCCUGCCAGCCGCCAUGCUGCAGCCCUCAGGUUCCCAUCUGCUGAGAGACACUAAUGAAGUCAUCUUCCCAGCCCUGUGCUGGUGCCUGGCAGUCCCAGCCUUGGCUCUGGAGUUUGCUCAUAAGGAGCAGAGGCAGCUAGCAGGGAGCUGCACUUUCUAGAAGACUUUUUUCCUGUGUCUUCCUGCUUCAGAUCCAGCCUGCAUUUCUGUACAAAAAAUGGGUCUGCAAGGCCUCAGCAUUAUUCGGUUCCCCUUUAUAGAGGCAGCAAGUACAGCAGCGAGCGUGGAGUGUGGUGAGCUCUCAGCAACAGUGCCAAGCCCUUGGACAGCACUGCGAGGAAUGUCUGCUGGAGGAGUGUGAGGGAAAGGUGCCUUCAGGUUGGUCUGAGGGGCUGCAAUCCUGUGCUGGUGGGAAUGAGGCACCUGGGCUGUGGUCUCGACUAAGGAAUGAACACAGGACUACUUCCGGGAAGCACGCUCCUCGUGAAUGCUGCUGCUUUGUGAGUCGUGCUGGCAUUCUGCAGCAGGGCAUUUGCCUGUAGCGCAUUCAGGGAAGGAGCUACAGCACUGUCCACACCAAAACCUCCUGACUGGAAUAGAAAGUCCAAGAGUUGAGGGAACAGCAAAUGCAUUCGCUGGUGUUCCGGCAUCAGCUGUGGUGUGAUCACAGCAAUUCAGACUGGGAGGAACCCACCUGAUAGCCUCUCCCAGCUCCAAUGCUCUUUUGACUCCCUCUCCUUCCCCAGCACCCAGGCACACGGCUGCCAUGUCGCUGCCUGGAUGGCGGCAGCCCCUCGUGCUGCUGGCCGUGAGCUGCACCCAGAUGUACUGCUCUCUGUACACAAGCUAAAAAUAUCCCGCACUGUUCCUGUGAGGGCCCGCAGGCCGGGAAGGAGGCGGGGGUCAGGCGGCCUCUGGGGACGGCUCCCUGUGGGCUGUGGGGGAUGGGAGGCAUCCAGACACAGCCCGGUGCUGUGUGAGGAACCUGGGGUUUGUCACAGGAGGGCUGUAUCAGCUGAUAAGGAGAAGGAAUUGUUCCUCAAGUACACUGAGGAUCAGGAGGCAACGUGUGGAGGACAGCCUGGUAUCCCUUGGAGCCCGGGGCAGGGCCCUGUUUGGGCCGAGCAGAACUGGAGAGAGAUUUCUCCAGCUGCGUUUCUCAUCUGAAGGCAAUAAUUUGGUCCUCCUGCUCUUCUCUUUGCGCUGCUGGACGGACUAGUGGAAGGCAAUUAUGAAGAUAAAUGUUUUUCCACCUCCCUGCAGGGCAUUUGUGAUUUAAAGAAAGGCUCAGCAGAGGUUACCACAGGCGGUUACAACAGUUUCUGAUUGCUGGGCUGAUUUCUGGACCACACCAUUGCUCUGCUCAGACACUGCUGAAGUUAUUCAGCCCUACAAGAUGACAAGAAAGAGAGGGACAUUUUAUAACAAUGUAGAAAAUGAUUGGCAAAGCUCCAUUUGGGGGAUAUUUUUGUCAGUCCUACAGUUUCUUCCUUUGAAGCACCUUAACCAGCUGUGCUCAUGGCAUGGCUGGGAAGGACCGAGGACCACGUCUGUGUCACGGGGCUGUGGGCUACUGUCCUGCAACACUGCCUGCUCCAGAAGCAGCCACUGCCCCGUCAGAUGCGGCCCUCCUCUCCGGGUUUGUGUUCCGUCUGAUUUCUGGGGUCAGAACAGACUAUUCCUUCAGGACGGCUGUGUCAGAAGGAAUUAAAAGCUUGCUACUGCAGAUCCCUCAGCCCUACCCAGAAGCUGACAUUCACCCCCAGAGCACUGGGGCGAUAGGAUCAGGCUGCUUACGAGGAGGAAGAAGGGGGAAUACCUCUGGAAAAUAUUUUCUCACCCCUCUUCAAGGUCCGAGGCAGAGCCCCAGUGGUUGCCCCAGCCAGCUCCCAGCACAGCCCAUCAGCACCAAAACCCCACAUCAAAUGCAUCAGUAGUGCUGCUGGGGGACAGCUGGCAGGACCCCCAGGUGGGAGGAGAGCCAAGAAUAAAUUAAGGCACAGUGUGUGAACAAAUGGCAAUUCUGCACCUGCUGAAGGGCCCAGGGUCUCUGCUUCUUGUAGGCUACCAAUUAGCUGCCUGUCCUGGAGCAGCAGGUUGGGUAGAGGGAGGAAGAGGUGGGGAGGGGCUUGCUAGGGGUGAGACAGAGACCCCUGCACCUGAUUGGCAGCUGAUGGAGGCUUUUCUUACUGCUUUUGAAAAGAUAAUGUUACUACAGCUGCUCAGUGUUAGUGUUAGGAGCCAAAAUCAGUGCUAAUGAGGUCCUGCAGGUGUACCCUGAUAAGGGCUGAUGCAGGGCAGCUGGCUGGGGUUUGCUGGGCUGCUCCAGGUGCCUGGAAGGCAAGAUGGAAACAGGAGAGCUGGAGGCUUAAACAGCCUGAGGGAGAGCAGCGAGCUGGGAAAUGGGCUUCAUUUUUGUCUCUCAUAGUUCAAAAAAAAAAAAAUGGUUGAGUUAUCAUUCUUUGAUACAAUAUUUCUUUAAAUUGAUUUUUAAUGAAAACCAUGCCUCACCUAUGGCUUAACACGGCAAAUCUUGAGGGAGAAGGGAAUAGGUCCCAAACUGUGAGUAAGCACACAUGGGGAGUAAUAACUGAUUCAGAGCCCUGACGUGCUGCUGGCACCCCCUGCUCUGUCACAGCUGAGAGCCCGUGCAGCACUGCGGGUGCUGGGCCGGCUGCUCCCUGGGCACAGCCUCACACCUGCGCUUGGGCCCAGCGUGGGGCAGCACGUGCUGGGGUGCACCCGAUCGCUCGGUUUUUAUUGCAAAAUAAAUUCAACCCGGGAUCAGCUGCCCGCACUCCAUCCAGAAUGAAUUCGACAGAGGCUGUCUGAGAGAAAAGUAAUCCUUGCCGCGUGAAGCAGUAUCAGCGUAGAACACUACGUUUAGCUGAUUUCUCCCCGCUGCCUUUGGUAAGAAGGCAGCUGAGAUUCGGGGAGGGGUGCACUCAGGAACGCGCUGAUCUCAUUCAGCUGGGCCCCUCUCCAGUUAAACGGGGAUUUCUCGCUGUUGCAGCUCCAGCGCUUCGAGUACCUCUCCCCGCCGUGCCUCUCUGUCCUGCAGCCGAUCUAAACGAUGCGUUUCCUGCGCUGAUUUCCUGACGGCGCGUCCUGCCGCGGGCCGCUAAGGCAGGCAGCGGGUGCUGGUGCGCGACGGCAGCCGGAGGAGCUGCAGGAGAACGCCGAGGAGAGGAGCCGCGAGCAGCUGCAGGGGCCGUGACCCAGCUGAGCUCGUCCCGUUCCCAGCCGGGAUUCUCCACCCCGCGCUGGGUGGGAUCUGCCCGCUCCCCUUAAAGCGCAGGGUCGGCUCGUUCGGAGGGCAGCGGGACGGUGCUUUGUGGGACGUGACGCGGCUCGCUCCGUUCGUUCCAUGGCAGAACUUGAAGCCAGAGAAGCCUGUGCCUGGCUGCGGGCCGCCGGCUUUCCCCAGUAUGCCCAGCUGUUUGAAGAUAUGCAGUUUCCUAUUGACAUAAGGACUGUGAGGGAAGAUCAUGAAUUUUUAGAUGGGGAUGCGAUCGAAUCGCUGUUCAGACGACUGAACUCGCUGAAUAAAUGUGCACUGAUGGAAGUGGAAAUAAACCGGCAGAGGGAACAGAGCGAUGACUCUGAUGAUGAUGAACCUUGUGCAAUAAGUAAUAAAUGGGCGUAUGAGCGGUGCAGCCAGAAGUGGUUUCGUCUUGAGAGCCUGGAAGGUUCUGCAGAAGGUGCUAGUGCAUCCCUCCCAGGCAGUCCAGUGCUGAAGGGCACCGGCAGUGAAGACGGAAUCCUUUUGGAUCGUGGCGAGAAACAUGAUGUGUCCUCAGUCCACAGCACUAGCAGCGGUGACAGUGAUGUUGUUAGCUUCCCAAAGUCUUUCGAAGAUGUGGAAACCAGCCCCAGUUCCUCCAGUAGAGUUGCUUCACUGGAAUCGGCCUUUCAUUGUUCACCUCCCCCCAGCAAAUGUUUAAAUACCACCAGUGAGAAGAAGCUUUGGGAUAAGUCGCCAUACAAAAAGAGGAGGAGCCUUCUAAAGAAAAUGGAGAAGUUGCACUUCAGGAGCCGCGGCUUAAGGAGUGGUCAGUCAAAGGCCAAACCCAUCAUAAGUGAACCUUUGCUUCUGGAAGGACUUAAUGAGGAGAAGAUGAAGAUGCUUAACUGUGUAAAUAUCGCUGACCUCCCUGGCGUCCAAACAAAGAACAAUUCUUCCGGUUCUCCUCAUAGCUGCAGUAGCAGCAAUAAGCUUGAAAACAGCAGAACAGUGAGCACUGCACGUCCUCUUAAAAAACCAGAAAGCUGCUGUGAGAGAAAGGGGAGGUGUGCAGAGGACUUGGAGUCUAGCAAGCUCUUGCUGCAGAGCGAUGUAUCUCAGGGAAAACUGAACAAUGAAGAAAAGUUACAAACGAACCAGAUGUUUCAAGUACCACAUGGCCACAAGCCUGGCACUUUCCCCAAAGCCCUUACAGACAGUCCCGUGUCUCCAGUAAAUGACUCUCCUGUCACCUGGAGAGCUGGGUGCAGAAGGAACCAGAGCAGAAGCAGGUCCAAGGACUCCAAAGCCCCCAGCAGCCCCCUCUCAGGCACAGAUCACAGGCUAAGUGUGUAUGACAACAUGCCUGAUGUUGAACUUGAUAAGCUAGAGGCAGCAGAAGGUGGUGAUGACGAUGUUUUUUCAGAACUGAACAAUGUUAUAGAAGAUGUCAAGGGUCUCAGAAAGCUGGUUGAUCAGUGGACAGAGAAGUUCUCGGAUGAUGGGGAUUUGGACUUUGCCAGUGGCUUGACCACUCUCUGUCCAUCCUUGCCUAAGGAAAUCUGUCUCGACACAGAGCACUCAGAAGUUAAGAGAGCAGCUGUGCUGUCCACUGAGGGAGGGAACAGCUGUGAACUGGGCAAGGAGCUCAGUUCUACAGAGAUGGCAUUCAGAACAGACCCUACAAAGACCAACAGGAAGCAACAUGGCUCUGUGGAAGACAGCGGGAACGUGGGGGGCUUCUCCAUGCGGGCGGACGGUCAGCCGGCCACACAGCUGGCCCGGGCACAAAAGCUGGCUUUGCUGAAACUCACUGCUGUCAUGGACAGAUACUCCCCUUCCAGUAAGCAGGGCUGGAACUGGACUAUCCCAAAGUUUAAAAAAAUAAAAGCCUCUGACUACAAGGACAAAAAUGUCUUUGGGGUCCCCUUGCUGCUGAACGUUCAGCGAACAAGCCACCCGCUGCCUAAUGGCAUCCUGCAGGCGCUGGACUAUUUAAGAAGCCACUUUCUUGACCAGGUUGGCCUGUUCCGAAAAUCUGGUGUUAGAUCCAGGAUCCUGUCUUUAAGAGAAAUGAAUGAAACCAGCCCAAACAACGUGUGCUACGAAGGGCAGUCAGCGUUUGACGUGGCAGAUAUGGUGAAGCAGUAUUUCCGAGACCUUCCCGAGCCUAUAUUUACCAGCAGGCUCUGUGAGUCCUUCCUCCACAUCUACCAAUACGUGCCAAAGGACCAGCAGCUGCAGGCUGUCCAGGCUGCCAUUCUCCUUCUGCCAAAGGAGAACCGAGAAGCUUUGAAAAUUCUCCUGUUCUUCCUACGCGAUGUGGUCGCAUGUGUUGAGGAAAACCAAAUGACCCCAACCAACCUCGCGGUCUGUCUCGCGCCAUCGCUGUUCCACCUCAACACGCUCAGGCGGGACAGUUCCUCCUCCUCCACGCGAUCGAGCCAGAGGAAGUGCAGCCUGGGGAAACCGGACCAGAGGGAGCUGAGUGAGAACCUGGCAGCGACGCAGGGCUUGGCCCACAUGAUAACGGAGUGCAACAGACUCUUCCAGACUGACUUCCCAGCUUGACCUCGGCCCUUCCUCGUUGUUAUGGACUUUGCUGGCAAUUCCUGGACUGUGGCUCACCCUGGCUGCUGUCACCCAUCUUGAGCCUGCCCUGCUUGCUGCUGCCCCACCUCACUGGCUCACUCAGCCUUCCUCACCACGGAUGUGCCAGAUGAUCUGCAUUCUGGGCUGGCCCUGUCUGCCACGCUCUCAGGUACUGUGGGAUGGGGUGGCUUGUCCUGCAGCAUUGUCCCAGGUGAUUGCCAGUCCCCUUAUCUCAGGGAGCCCUUGGUGCACCCCCAACAUUCAGCUCUGGUCAUCUUGCACUCUGCUCUGAGCAGCGUGGAGCUGCCUUUCUGCUCCUUCCCCAACGUGAGCCCUGCAGCCCACUGCCAGCCCCGUAGCCUCCACCUGUGCCCCCUGCUCCAGCUCAGCUCUUCAUUUCCUUGGGGGUGUCCUGAACCCCUCCUCCUGGCUCUCAGCCCUGGCACUGCAGUGUAACCUCCUGGAGCUGCCCUUGGGCCAGCAGCCAUCCCACACCUUCCUGCUAUCCUGGUGCAUGGUGAGGGGCCAUGACCACGUCCUCCACCCUUCUGGAGAGGGGCCUGGUGCCGGGAGUUGGGGACACUGGAGCCAGGGAUGAUCCCCUUCCUGAUGGUGACCAUGAGGAGAGGCCUAUGCAGAGCUCCAACAGGACAUGGACCCACUCAUCCAGACCUACGCCUUUUUCACCGGGGCUAUUCUGAGCCAUCACUGGACCACAACUCACCCUGGCUGCUGUCUCCAGCCUGGCUUAGUCACCACCGAACAGCUGAUGCUGGAACGUGUGCUCAGCUGCCCAGCACUGCUCAGCUACCAGUUCACUAACACCUUCCAUGCAAUAAGCACCCUGAGUACCAGGGCCGUGUGCUGGGUAUGAGGGAUGCCAGAGCCAACAUGAAAAGUCAGGUGCCCUGCUCCCCAAUGGACUGGUAAAUAAGGUAAGGAGGGUGCUGGGCCUCAGCGCAGCUGUCAUGUUGAUGCAGGAGUGGGGGGGUGACUUUACAGUGCGUGGAGGGGGUCGCAGGGGGGGUUUCUUGUACUUCCCAUCUCUCAAACUCCAGGAUAAAGUACAGCCCUGGGCAGGGGCCUAAAGAGCAGAAAUGUUCCUGUGAGCAGAAGGGCUCUGAGCUGUGCCCCCAGUACCAGUUGUCUGCCUCUGUACCUGUGGCUUCUGCACUUACACUUCAGUUCCCUUCUCUUUCCCCCUCGGGGUGCUGCUCCCCUAGAGAACCUUCCCUUGCCGGU
Numida meleagris (helmeted guineafowl) is the source of this 8043-nucleotide messenger RNA. RefSeq names its product rho GTPase-activating protein 7-like. NCBI's taxonomy places the organism in Eukaryota, Metazoa, Chordata, Aves, Galliformes, Numididae. Gene Ontology annotation, biological process: regulation of Rho protein signal transduction; signal transduction; actin cytoskeleton organization. The record is from RefSeq and is a predicted model, not a curated record. The transcript is spliced from 13 exons. Bases 4354 to 6780 code for a protein of 808 amino acids. Gene Ontology annotation, molecular function: GTPase activator activity; protein binding.